AUCGCGUAGCAGUAUUCAAUGUAGUUGCCAUUCGACUGGACGUAUUUUAUCGUAUUAUCUCGCUUUUCGAGAUAGUGAAACAAGACACACACAAGAACCAUCAAUGAAAUGUUGAAAAAUUUACAACGUUUUUUGUUUUUUUCAAAAAAAAAAGAGAAACAUACAGUGAACAGAAUAAAAUAAAACAAGCGAUAAAAUCGCACGUAUGACGUACGCAAAAAAACACUUUUUUUUUGCUAAAAUCCAAAUUUAACUGGACAGAAAAUUGAGAAAACCAAGCGGGUCGUUACAUUGGACGCACGCAACAACGUUGUUUUUUUUUUUCAUGUGUAAAUCAAUUUGAAUUUGAUUUAAUAAGCGCGCAACGUUAAUAACAACAACAGCAGCAACAACGGAAGCAACAGCUACGACAGUAUAAAAAUACGAAUAAUUGACUUAAGUGAAAUAGAAAAAAGAAACGAAGCGAAAUAAGUAACAGAAAGAGUGAAAAGAUGAUGUGCUGUAAUCAAAAAGAAGAAAAGAAAAACUAGAAAAUGAUCGACAAUAAAAAAAUUUAGUGACACAAAACAAGUCUGCGCUAGAUAUUUUGAAUCAAUUAACUUCGUCUGAUUUUGUUUUAUAAAUUAUACCAACUACACAUCUCUCGUCGUCUGUUCGUAAUAAAAACUUCUCAGAAUGAACUAAAAAGUGAUGACUGACAAAAAAUUUAAUCUAAAUUAAAAAAAACAUCUUCAAUUGAAAGUGAAAAACGUAAACAAAAUCGUCGUCGAAACAAAAAGUGACAAUUUGAAAUGACAAUGAUCAACAGCAGUUGAAUCGAUCAUCAAAAUAAUAACAACAGCAAACAAACUAAAUGAAAGAGAGAGAAAGAGAAUGAAUGUGUGUAUUUUUAUGAUUCCCUGAAUCCCUGAAGCAAAUCAGUUAAAAAAAAUUGAGUUCGAAAAAUACGAUGAACACAUAAAGUACGAAGCAAAUUAUACACUGUAAUUGAUUUCCGAUAAAAUUCUGGAGCAAAGAGAAUGCAGGCAGUCAAGUUAGAAAUGGCUCGUGAUUCAGCGGUUGGAAGAGAGCGUAUUCUGGUUGUACCAAGCAGUUUGGCGCUUGACAACACAACAACCAAUCAACAUGUCAACAGUGCACAAAACGAUCUCAAUCAACAAAUUCUUGAGCUAAAAAAGGAGCAGGAGUUGCAAAAGCAAAUGCUUUGGCAUACAUUUCAAGAGAAAAAUAAACAGUUGGAGCUUCAACAUAAGUGGCAACUCGAACACAAAUUUCAGUCUGCGGCGUAUUCAAAUGGCGUAUUGCAGGAAUUGCACGAGCAACGUGUGGCCGCCCUUGAGGAGCAACAACAACGUGAACAACGCGAACAACGAGAGCUACGAGAACGGCGUGAACGCGAACGCGAGGCAAUCGUACGUCGCAAAGAGAAUUCGUCCAGUGCCAAUGCUAGUCCAGAAGUCAAGCAAAAAUUGCAAUCAUUUAUCAUCAGUAAAAAGCAAAAUGCUUCAUCGAAUGGUCUCGCUUCUACAUCGUCUCCAUAUCGAAAUUGGGGUGUGGUUAAAAGUUCGUCAGGAGAAUCGUUACCAGCUAGUGUUGUGCCAAGCUCUCAUCCGUAUAAAAUACCUCAACAGCCGCCACCAACCAUAUCGAAAUACGAUCCAGAUUUUCCACUACGUAAAACAGCAUCCGAGCCCAAUUUAUUGAAGAUUCGUUUGAAACAGAGUGUUAUUGAGAGAAAAGCUCGCGGAUCAUUGGCCGCAAGACGACAAGAACGUUUAUUGCUAGCUGCUCAACGUCGUAUAAAACAACAUCAAAGCUCUCUCAUCGGACCAAAUUGUUCAUCAACAGAUUCAGGGCCAAAUUCGCCGCCAACGUUGACCGGCAGCCGCGGUUCACCCACCAGUGCAACGAUUCAAGAAGAAAACGAAGAUCCAAACUAUCAUGCUGGACGAGAUAGUAUUAACGAUUUAUCAUUGUACACGUCACCGUCGAUGCCCAAUAUUUCGCUCGGAAGACCACAUCUUCCCAACGCACACAGUCACGCAUAUGGAAUUCAUUCAAUUCUACGAACCCCGUCGCAAACCAUGUUAGCUCCACCGGGAGCACCAUAUUAUAUUCCGACAAUUGAACAUGGUGAAGUGCCACCGGCUCACACAAGUGGCCUACAUUUGGCACAAUUGGGCUUACAUCAAAUUCCAACAAUGUACAGCCAACCAAUAACCGAUGCUCAAGUAGCUCUGGCUCGUUUACAUAAACAAGGACAUCGGACGUUGGGUCGAACACAAUCGGCUCCGCUUCCAUUGGGUCAUCCAAUGCUAACCGGUGCGGCUGCAUUAAAUAUUGCUCAAACUCACUAUGAAAAUAGCGAAGCAGAACGACAGGCAUACGAACAACAGCACAUGCAAUUAACGCAAAAGAUUCGACAAACUGUAUUAACACGAACCGGACGUGGCGAUUCAUUCAAAGAAGAAGAAGAUGCCGUUAUUGACUUAACCGAUAAGAAACAACCACCAAAAGCAGUACCAACCAGCACAGUUAUAUCGUCAACAUUGAAUCCACCGCCGGCCAUAUCACCCGAAGAACGAUUACGUGAUCAAGAAUAUUUACAACAACAACGCGAGAUACUCAUUCGUCAAUCGAUGCAGUUGUCUGUCGACGAUCCAUUCUUGCGCAAUCUCAGUCGACCUUUAUCUCGAACGUUAUCGAGUCCAUUGGUACCAAUUGGACAACCAAGUCUUUGCGGCCUUCGUGAUACAGGCCAAUCAAUAUCGCUUGAUGGUCCACCACCAGUCAAUUUAACGUUGCCACAUCGACGAAAUAUCACCGAAAACGAACACAAAAUCACAACCGGUCUUUCAUUCGACAAUACAAUGCUGAAACAUUCGUGCAUUUGUGGUAACAAUUCAUCGCAUCCAGAGCACAGCGGACGUUUGCAAAGUGUAUGGGCACGAUUGGGAGAAACUGGACUGGCAAAUCGAUGCGAUCGAUUGCGUUCGCGUAAAGCAACAAUCGAUGAACUUCAAUCGGUGCACACCGAAAAUCAUGCAAACCUAUUCGGUUCGAAUCAAUUGAAUCGCCAAAAAAUGGAAUCAUCACGAACUAGUUUUGUUCGGCUUGCGUGUGGUGGUGUCGGUGUCGAUUUGGACACCACAUGGAAUGAAAAUUUUACGGGAACCGCUGCACGCAUGGCAGCCGGAUGUGUUAUUGAUUUGGCAUUUAAAACAGCUAAACGUGAUAUUACAAAUGGAUUUGCUGUUGUUCGUCCACCAGGACAUCACGCUGAGCCUGACCAAGCUAUGGGUUUUUGUUUCUUCAAUUCAGUUGCCAUUGCGGCCAAAUUGUUGCGUCAACGUUUACCAAAUGAAAUUGGAAAAGUGCUAAUUGUUGAUUGGGAUGUUCACCAUGGUAAUGGUACACAACAAGUAUUUUAUGAGGACAAUAGUGUUUUGUAUCUAUCAAUUCAUCGGCAUGAUGAUGGCAACUUCUUCCCGGGCACUGGUGGUCCAACUGAAUGCGGUUCUGGCAUCGGUGUUGGAUUCAAUGUGAAUGUUGCCUGGAGCGGUGGAUUAAGUCCAUCCCUUGGCGAUGCCGAAUAUUUGGCCGCAUUUAGAACGGUUGUUAUGCCGAUCGCGCGUGAAUUUGCGCCCGAUAUCAUUCUCGUAUCGGCCGGUUUUGACGCAGCCGUAGGUCAUCCGCCACCGUUAGGCGGUUAUGUUGUUUCACCGGCUUGUUUUGGCCAUUUGACACGGGAACUAAUGCAAUUGGCUGAUGGAAAAAUUGUGUUGGCAUUAGAAGGUGGCUAUGAUUUGACAGCCAUUUGUGAUUCAGCUCAAGAAUGUGUUAAAGCUCUGCUUGGGGAUGAACCAACAACCAUUACCGAAGCCGAACUAAAUCGUACACCAUGUCAAAAUGCAAUCGAUACACUUCAAAAAACGAUUGCAAUUCAGAUGUCACAUUGGCCGUGCGUUAAACGAUUAGCUCAUACUGUUGGAAUGUCAGCUAUUCAAGCGAUGAAAUGCGAACGAGAGGAAUCCGAAACUCUAACAGCAAUGGCUGGCCUGUCAAUGCAGCCGCCAGCAAAUCGUGGUUCAUUGUCACGUGAAGAUUCUGAUGAACCAAUGGAACAAGAUGACACAAAGUAAAAAAAAGUGGAACAAUCGAUAGCGCGACGCUGAUUUGAUAUAUUUAUUAUUAUUAUUUUAUUAUUAUUUUUCUAUUUUUGCAAAUCGAAUCGAAGAAAAUGCUCAUAUCUGUUGGAAAUGUUACGAAUUUUUUCUGUUUAAAUGUCUAAAUGAUGUUGAGUAUCUAUCAAAUCGAUGAACUAAUGGAUACAACAAUUUUCAAUCUAGAAUAAUUGUGAUUUUAAAUGUAUGUUCUUAUAAAUUAACGUAAUUGAUUUUUAAAAAUUCGGAGGUGAAAAAAGCGAGCGAAAAAUUUGAACAGAUAAAACAAAACAAAAAUAAAAUAAAAUAAAUAAUUGAAAAUGUGAGAUCGAAUGAAAAUGAGUGACAUUUUAAAUGUAUGUGCUAUGUACAUAUUUAAUGAUCGCCGGUUGGGGUUAACAACAAAAGCUAACGAAAAACGACUAUUUCAAAACAAAAUAAACUAAAAAAUGCAGGGACAAAAAGACACAAGACUAAAUUUGCCUAGAAUGGAAAAUAAAAUCCUCAUUAAUUCUGAGAGUAUAUCCCGUAUUUGAAAACGGCCAUUUAACACAAAUGCAACCCGACGGUGGCGAGAGAAAAAAAUGUUAAUAUACAAAGAGAAAAUGCAUCGUAAAUUGUUUAAAGUGGUUUCGUUUGGGCGUUGAAGCCAUUGUGUAGUGUGGCUAACCCAACAAAUAUAUAUUUUAUUAAAAUCACAAAAGCGAAAAUAAAGAUGUCAAAAGAAAAUCACACAACCACUUGUAUAUAGUACACACAAAAAUGUUUAUGUAAAAAAAAAAACAAUAUUAUUCGCUUAAAAAAACAAAUGAUGUGUGCAAUGUGCUUUAUUGUAGCCAUAUAAUCACGUUCGCCAGAACAUAUACUUAUCACACUUAUAAUAUAUAUAAUUGAUAGCUCAUUUACCCAUUUGCCCCAACAAACACAUGGGGUAAAAGUGCUGGCAACGAUAAAUGGUCAUAUUUAUAACAUUUACAACAAAGAAAUGAGAAAUGAAAUUUUUUAUUGAUGUGAAUGUUGGUUUUGUUCAUCGUAAAAUGUAUUUGUGUUUUGUGUGUUUCAAAUUGCACAAUUUCUAUCACUUAUUCACACAGCAGAGAUGCAUUUUAAAGCAUCAAAACAAUACACGGCUCGCACUCGAAUGGACGAAUUUAAUACUUAAUUAAACUAAUUUAUCAUCACAUUUUGUCUAAAGACAAAAGCAAAACAAUUUAUUGUGCAUGUUCGUUGUUCAAAAACCGCCAUAGAAGGUUAAACACAAAAAAAAGACACGCAAAAGACGCAAAAUGUUCAUUUGUGAGUGAUAUGCAAAAAAAUUACUAAGUCGCAAUUCAACGAAAUUUCCAUUUGUUUGUUCUCUUUUAUUAGUUGAAAAAUCACGUGAUUGAUUGCAUCGAAUUACAACAUUCAAUCGAUGACACGAUAACGAUUUUAACUGUCAUUCUCUCCUAUCUAGCCGGAAACUUUUUGCAAAUUAAAAAGUGUAUAAUUAGCAUUUUAAUUGAAGUCCAUUUUUUCCCUCUAUCCAUAUCAAUUGUAUAAUUUUAUUGCAUUGCAAACCACACACAGACACAGCGUUUAAAAGCAUAUUAAAUAUUCAUAACGAAUUAAAAAAAGACCAGAAUAUUAUAUGCAAAACUUCUAUAUACACUAAUUUGAGUGACCUUAAUGUGCAAAACCAACGAAAAUUAUCUAAUUAUAUGGAAAAAUUCUCAUGCUAUUUCUGUACUCUAUAACUCUCGCAACAGAAAAAACACAUCGCAUGAUCGAACUCUUUUUAUAACAGAAAAAAAAACUUUUUUUAAAUACAGACACUAAUUUUAAUAAAUAUUAUGCUGAAAUGUAGUGAAAUAGCGAUUGAGAAUUUUGACAUCUUUGAAUGCAAUUUUUUCGUUAUAAUCGAACUUUGACUGUUUUUUUUUCUUUGGCAUAACGUUUAUUAAAAUCCGGAAUAGAAAUUUUGUCUCCAUUUCAAAUUUAUAUCUAAUGUGUGUAGAAAUGAUGCUUUUAAGAGCUGGAGAAAACACAAUACGACGAACCAUAUUCUAUAUAUAUUGUUGUUUAACUAAACUAAAUGUCACGUGCUUAUUUCAGAUGAAAAAAAAUUGAAUGCUACAAGCACGUCUAUUAGGUAAAUUCAGAAAGAGAGAGAGAGAGAGCAAACAUAUGCCGUUUGUUAAUAGAGUAUAAUUCCUUGGUUUUUUCUUUAUUCCGUUCAUAAAACAAUAUUGAAAUGUAUUAUAUUUUUUAUUGACACCGCGACCUAAAUUAAAAUUAAUGUGUCAUUAAAUAGAUGUAUAAAUUUGUUAAUUUUAAAACGUUUCGAUUUUCACAUUCGAAAACAAACAAUGAACAAAAAAAGAGAAAAAAAUUGUUUCUUUUGAAUAGAAGAUACAUGACAUUUUUAUGUGCUGGUCACUAAUAUAGAUAGACAAAAAUUUUACCGACGAUAAAUGUCACACCAGAAUUUUGAAAUGAAUUAAAUGAACAUUAUAACAAUAUACAAUUUAGACGAAAAAGAGAGAAAAUUUUGUGUCGAUGUUAUUUGUGGUGGAAAAUAAUAAAUUGAUAUUGUUUUAGAUUUUUAUCACUUCACAAACCUCCACACAUACACUCACACAUGCACGUACGUACACAGAAUCAUAUUUGCAAGCAGCAAAAUAAACGCAAAACUAAUGUUGCAGUGAGAGAAUCAUACCUAUAUGAUUCGUUGCGGUGGAAAAAUAUGUCUUGCAAAGAUAAACAAACCUCAGCUCCAGUAUGGAAUAUAACGUUUGCCAACAUGUCUUUGUGGGAUAUUUUUUUCACCGCAACAUCCACCAAAAUAAGCGAUGAUUGAAAUGAAAUGAAAAUAAAUAGUGUAAAUCUUGUUUUAAAUAUUUUUCGAUAUGCUUACAAAUUGAUAACAAAGAAAAAAAUCCUGUUGAAAAACAAAUGAAAUAUUUUAAUCGAAAUGCGCAGCUUUUAUGAAGCGUUCUACCAAAAUUAAUGAAAAUGAUGCAAAAAAAACAAACAAAUAAUUUGGAGAUAAAUGUAUGUAUGUAUAUUAAAAUAUCAAGAAACAUUUUUAGUGAACCAAUAACAAAACGGAUAGAGCAAAUUGAGUGGUUUCAUCGAGUCGAACGGAGGUACGACCGAGCUAUAGAUAUGAAAGAAAUGAAAAACAAAAUAUUUUAAACCAAAAAAAACAGACAUAUUUAGAUAUUUAUAUUAAUUGUGAAAUUGAUGUUAACUAUAUUGGUGUUGAGGUGUCAACAGAACAUGUUCAAGAUCCAAUGUCCAACAUUUUUCAAGCAGUGCAAAGAAAAGAAACAAACAAAAAUGUUCCCAUUUAUUUAAAGUGGAACAUUUCUAGCUCCAAAUUAAAUACCAGAUUCUCGGAUGGAUCGAAUUGUGGCAAUGGCAAAAGUUCUUAUGAAAUAAUUUGAACAGGUGGUUGAUAUAAAAUGCAAAAAAAGUUCAUAUAUCAAUCGUCAUUGUCAUGACAAUAACAUCAGCUACCGGCGGCAAUUUUACAUUUCUUCGUUGUCUGUAUUUAUUUUCCAUUUGGAAAUGUAGCUUUAUGGAAAUUUAACGGUUUUUUUUUAUCUAAACGCACACGUCGUACUUGUAUCCAAUCCAUAUAUUCAUGAUUUCGUUUUCACGCUGUGUUUAAUUUUCUUCUUUCGAUCUAUUCGGUUACAUUCAACAACAUGAUCACAUCUAUUUAAAAUCAUUUCAUUUCUUCGGUUAAAGUCAAAAAUUGUUUAUUUCUAUCAUUUGAUGGACACCAUAAUGGCGACACACACACAUACGGUAACACGUAAAAUUGUGUCUCUUUUUAAGAGCAAAAUCACACACACCCAAACAUUCCAUUAAUCUGUAUGACAAAUUGUAUUUAAUUUAAGUUUCUAAUUUAAAUUGUAAUUUUAUUUUUCAAAUGAUAAAAAAAAACAAUAUGUUGAAAGAGAGAA
Molecule: messenger RNA, 8116 nt
Organism: Contarinia nasturtii (swede midge)
Lineage: Eukaryota; Metazoa; Arthropoda; Insecta; Diptera; Cecidomyiidae
Gene: HDAC4
Product: histone deacetylase 4
Exons: 14
Coding region: 1020-4142 (1040 amino acids)
Biological process (GO): negative regulation of transcription by RNA polymerase II; chromatin organization
Cellular component (GO): histone deacetylase complex
Molecular function (GO): histone deacetylase activity
Source: RefSeq, a predicted model, not a curated record